UAUCAGUGUAGCUGCCAUAGCUAGAUUAGUGUACAAUAGUUUCUGCAUCGUUUUGAACGGCCUUCAUAAAAUAAUUCUUAUUGUUUAAUCUAAAUACAAACAUACAUAGGUAUAGUUAAAUAUAGGCAUGUUUGAUUACAACAAUUUUGAUAAGAAUAUAAUUGGAUAACAAAUUUUCUGAGCCUGUAGAGAGUACCAGUGAUAAAAACAAUCUUCGCAAACUAUUAAAAAUGUUUGUAUCAAGGCUUAAUAAUAACAUGAAAUUUUUAAAAAAUAAUGUUACACGAACGCUCGUUCGUUCUCUGUCUACGCAAAAUGCACAAAAUGAAAAUUCUAGUCCAGUAGUGUUCCAGAAGUUAGGUGGUGCCGAUCGCGGCAUCGCUGUAUACGGCCUCAACAGCCCUCAAGACAGAAAUGCUAUAGGUUUCCAACUUCUGCAAGCGAUGAAAGAAGUCAACCGAAUUCUACGAGAAGACACAAAGAUCUCUGUCGUUAUUCUUCACAGUUUAGUGCCUGGCAUAUUUUGUGCUGGUGCACAUUUAAAGGAGCGCUUUCAAAUGUCUGACGAGGAGGCGUCUAACUUUGUCCGUCAGCUCAGAACUACCUUCAUAGAAAUAGAGGACCUUCCUAUGCCCACAAUAGCAGCUUUAGAUGGCGUCGCUGUCGGCGGUGGGUUAGAGCUGGCGUUGGCUUGUGAUAUUAGGAUAGCAUCAGAAACGGCUAGGCUUGGGUUAGUGGAAACUGGACGAGGCCUGAUUCCUGGCGCUGGAGGCACCCAGAGGUUGCCCCGUGCUAUUCACCCCAAUGUUGCAAAGGAACUUAUAUUUACUUCUCGUAUUGUAAAUGGUAAAGAAGCUAAGGAAUUAGGUAUAGUAAACCAUGUGGUGUCACAGAAUAGCAAUAAUAACUCUGCGUAUGAGAAGGCCCUCAACUUGGCUAGAGAGAUAAUACCAAAUGCACCAAUAGCCCUCCGAUGCGCCAAGCAAGCAAUCAACGAAGGAGUCCAGCUCAGUAUCAAGGAUGGAUAUGAAGUGGAACAGAAGUUUUAUGAAAUCAAUAUACCCACCAAGGAUAGGAAAGAAGGAAUGAUAUCAUUUAUAGAGAAGAGGAAACCUCGUUACGAGGGACACUAAGCUUAAAAUGUUAAAUUGAAGGUUUCAAUUUAAUAAAAAGAAUGUUACUAUAAUUACCCAUUGGACGAUAGCUUGUAGUGGUCGAUUCCAUCAGAUAUCACAAUCAAUGGUUAACAUGAUAUAGGUGAAAGACGUUCAUCAUCCUUCAGUUACCCUUAUUUUAUCCAUCAGUCACAUUACACUUGCCACUCAGUUGGCAACAACAACUAUUGUCCAAUGGGUGUAGACUUGACUGCCUUCAUUAAAUAUUUACCAGUUAUCUAGAAGAUUGUUAACAUGGGACCAAUAUUUUCAUAGUAUAUUAUAUACAUAUAGCUGUAGUGCCAUUUAUCGUUGUUACUUGUUAAAAUGGUUAUAUAUUGUUUGUGACAAAUAAAUAAAUAUUUUUAUACUCAUAUAUACACAAAUAAUAUAUUUUAUAAAUUGUUAUUAAUAUAUUGUUAUAUAAGAAA
Messenger RNA from Galleria mellonella (greater wax moth), 1585 nucleotides. RefSeq names its product enoyl-CoA hydratase domain-containing protein 2, mitochondrial. Bases 231 to 1133 code for a protein of 300 amino acids. The record is from RefSeq and is a predicted model, not a curated record. NCBI's taxonomy places the organism in Eukaryota, Metazoa, Arthropoda, Insecta, Lepidoptera, Pyralidae. Gene Ontology annotation, biological process: fatty acid beta-oxidation. The transcript is spliced from 3 exons. Gene Ontology annotation, molecular function: enoyl-CoA hydratase activity. Gene Ontology annotation, cellular component: mitochondrion.